This is a messenger RNA of Anopheles coluzzii, 1989 nucleotides long. RefSeq names its product galectin-6-like. The coding region runs from base 289 to 1569 and encodes 426 amino acids. The transcript has 2 exons. Gene Ontology annotation, molecular function: carbohydrate binding; galactoside binding. The record is from RefSeq and is a predicted model, not a curated record. NCBI's taxonomy places the organism in Eukaryota, Metazoa, Arthropoda, Insecta, Diptera, Culicidae.
CAGCCCGAGACUGAUGUAAACAACAACACCAUCACAAGGGGUUCUUUUCUUUGCUCUCUCCUCGCCCAAUUGCCAGUUUUCAUUCACAACACAGCCGUACAGUGCCGUCCGGAGCAGCAAUAUAAGGAGAUAGUUGUGUGGUAACGAGAUUCCGAUUACUCACCCCCGUGUAACAUACACACACAUAUAGCCGUUCGUGGUUGUUCUUGUAAAGUGUAGAGCGUAACGUUGCACCACACACACACACAGAGGUUGGAUUCGUGAUGGACAAGCUGAUAUAGCUCUCGAAUGGCCGUACUUGCCUUUCUGGCGCUUAGUAUUGGCGACGACUUGCUAGCUUACGGUGGCGCUCUGCUCGAUUGUCGCGCCAGUUCGUGGACGGAAUGCAAAUCGCUGCUGGCCUCGACACGCAACCAGCGCCAGUUUGAGGCCCUUCUGAAGCGCUACUAUCCGCCGCACGACAACAGUGCUGCAUCGCCAAAAACAAACGUCCACCGUUCUCUAACACCAUCACCGCCGUCCGAAAUGUCGACGGAAUCGAUCGACAGUUGCGACUUUGCCUACCAGGAAGCGUCAUCGCCCGGUUCGAUCAGCCUGGACAAAAGCUCCUCCACCGAGGUGGUCCACACGGUCGAAAACAUUACGGAAGUGUCGCCCGGGCUGUGCUUCGUCAUUAGCGGCACGAUCCAGCUGACCUGUGAGCGGUUCUCCAUCAAUUUGCUGCUGAAAAAUGGUGACGUCGCGCUGCACUUCAACCCACGGCUGCCCCAGAACUACAUCGUGCGCAACUGCCGCGUGAAGGGCUGCUGGGGCCGGGAGGAGGUGGCGUCCCCGCUGUCGUUCAAUUUGCACCGCGGCCAACGCUUUGCCGUCCAGGUGCUCGUCACGGACAAGGAGUUUCUGAUCUGCGUCAAUGGGCGGCACUUCAACGCGUUCCAGCACCGGCUGCCUUAUCGGAAGAUUUGCACACUGGAGGUGAAGGGCGAUGUGCGCGAUGUGGCCGUUGACCAGUGCUACAUGGAGUGCUAUCCGCAGCUCGAGCUCGAAAUUAUCCGCCAACUGUCACCGGAAGCGUUGGCAACUGCCCAGCUAGGUGUGGCGAGGCCGCUGCACCUGCCGGAAGCGGACGGGAAGCCGAUGCCGUACACGGGCGUACUGCAGGAACCGUUCACCAACGGCCGCAAGCUGCAUCUGUACGGGCGGGUGAAGCUGCUGCCCCACUCGUUCUACGUGAACCUGCAGAGCAGUGCGUACGUGUGGCCCCAUCCGAGCAUACUGUUCCAUCUGAAUCCGCGCUUCGGCAGCGUUGGCGGCCGACACGUCAUCUGCCGGAAUUCGUGGACGAACGGGAAGUGGGAGCGCGAGGAGCGGUCGGAAAAUGUGACGGACUUUGCGCCCGGGAAACCGUUCCAUCUGCAGAUCGCCUGCACGGACGUUAGCUAUCAGGUUUCGCUCAACGGCAAGCUGAUUGCGGAGUUUAUCUUCCGGGACAAUCCGCGCCUGGUGGAGGCAAUCUACAUACAGGGCGAUAUAAAGGUGUUCGAUGUGGUGGUCGAGACGGCGUACUAGCUGGCAAGAACUGUGGCGUAGGGCCUACUGCCAUCAAAAUCCCCUCCCAAAGAAAACUCCUAUAGACUGACAGACAGGAGCGGGGGACUCGUGUGUGCAAUGGGCGCCGCUUGCUCGGAUCGCAAAAAAAAGAAGGUCUAUUCAUCCAACCAGAUAGUGCUCUUUGCUCAUGCUGCUCGGUACAAUAAUGUGUUAGUGUGACUUGUUGUAGGUUAUGGUAGUAUUACACUCUCUAGCAAUUUUAGCGAACGUUUUCGCGCUCCAAAGAGGUCUAAUUCCCCCCCUUCACACAAAAACUUCAAUGGCUUGUUACUAUAUGUUUAAAAAGUGUUGCUCAUAUACUUCCUAUAUUUACCGUUUUGUUUAUAAACUAAACUGCUGCUUUAAAAUGAAAAAUAAAAUGUAUUACAAACAUGGGAA